Messenger RNA from Lodderomyces oxycetoniae, 957 nucleotides. RefSeq names its product Mec3p (gene MEC3). Gene Ontology annotation, biological process: telomere maintenance; meiotic DNA integrity checkpoint signaling; double-strand break repair via homologous recombination. The transcript has a single exon. The coding region runs from base 1 to 957 and encodes 318 amino acids. Gene Ontology annotation, cellular component: site of double-strand break; checkpoint clamp complex; nucleolus. NCBI's taxonomy places the organism in Eukaryota, Fungi, Ascomycota, Pichiomycetes, Serinales, Debaryomycetaceae. The record is from RefSeq and is a predicted model, not a curated record.
AUGAAAUUGAAGCUAAUGACAAGAAGUACUGAGAAACUUAAAGAGACUUUAUUGCUAAUUACACAUCUUCGAAAGUUUGUCAUACUAAAGUUUAGUCCCGAAGAGCUUAGUAUUAUUCUGGUUAAUGGUGGUUCUAUUAACCUGGAACCUCAAGUCUGGUGCAAGCUUCCAGCUCAUAGUCAUUUUGAAGUAGUAGAUGUUCAAAGUAUGAGGGAUAAUAUUAUUCUGAUGGAGAUAAAUAUCGAUCUUUUACUUCAAACUUUGAGAAAUUUCGAUAAGGCAAAUAGUGAAGGGUUGAACAUUAGGCUACAAAGAACAGAUACUAGUGGCGAGCCAAGCACUGCCACGAAAAACGGAAGGACGGCGUCGUUGGCUCUUUUUUAUUCCAAUACCAAUGUCAAUUGCAAUAUAAUCAACCAUACGUUUAGGAUCCCCGUUAAGAUUUUACGAGAGGCCCAAGAGAUUCUCAAUGAACCGGUGCACCGAGAUCAUGGAUUAAUCAUGCGGUUGCCUAGCCAGUUUGUCACUAUGUUUAAGAGAUUGGAAAAGUUUAAAAGGACAAAUUUUAACGAUAGAAUGGUGAUACAGGCUAGUAGAAGCAACGGCGGGCUGUUACGGUUUAUUUUAGAAGAGGAUGGCAAAUUCAAAGUUACUAUAAGUUGGAAUGACCAAUUGGAGGUGCAUAAAACGACAAGCAGUAACGCAGAUUCGAUGAGAGAAUCGUUGCAUAAUGGUAAUGUCCACUCGGAUGAUGAGUCUAGUGCGGACAAUCUUGAGGAAUUGGAACUUGGAGUGAAAUUGAAGGACUGGCAACAAGCUUCAAGGAUAGUAGGGAGAUGCCGCACAGUCAUUCUAUACAUUGCCCAGCGUCAAUGCAGUUUACAUUGUUUAUUGGAUGAUACCGAUGAUGUGGAAUUGAUAUACUUUAUUAAUGGCGUAAGAAGCAUACCUUUAUAG